This is a messenger RNA of Durio zibethinus, 2050 nucleotides long. RefSeq names its product Homeodomain-like superfamily protein (gene KAN). The record is from RefSeq and is a predicted model, not a curated record. Gene Ontology annotation, biological process: regulation of DNA-templated transcription; abaxial cell fate specification. NCBI's taxonomy places the organism in Eukaryota, Viridiplantae, Streptophyta, Magnoliopsida, Malvales, Malvaceae. Gene Ontology annotation, molecular function: transcription cis-regulatory region binding. Gene Ontology annotation, cellular component: nucleus.
GGCUCUGCCCAUUUAAACAUAGAAAUUAAAUCCCAUUAAUUUCUUGUGCGAAGAAAGUCGUAUUGGGAUAAAAAAAAGACAAAGGAAUCUUUAUCUCUCUAACAUAUUUUAUCCCGUCGUCUCCGGGGAAGGAAAAUCAAAGCCCUCCAUGUUAUUAUUUUAGUGAAUCUUUUUUUUUCUUUUUUAUUUUGGGGGUUUGUUUUUUUGACUAAAGAGAUCAGAGCUUGUGCUAGCUCUUGUUCAUCAGAGCUUGUGUCAUUUUCCAAGAUAUCUUCUCGAGGAACAUCAGUCCAAACCCUUUCUGGAUUUUCUUUUCUUUUCUUUUUUUGCUUUGUUUAAUUUCACCUAUGCAUCAUCUCAUCUGUUUCUCCAACCCCAUGUUUGUUUGUUGAGAAGACACCUUUCUUUCCUCUCUUUAGCAAACACAAUCCAAGCUGAAGCUUUCAGGGCUUCUCAUCUUUUCUGACCAUAUAUAUCUAUCAAUUCAAUCCCUUGAAACAUAGUUACUUGUUGUCAAGAAAGAGGAGAAAAGAUCAAAUACCCUACACUUUUGUCAUUUCCUUGGAAAAAAUAGGUAACUAUUUAGAGAAGAAAAACCUAGCUUUGAAGCAUGCCCUUGGAAGGGGUUUUCCAUGAGCCCUCUUCGAACCCAAUUCCUGAUCUUUCACUUCACAUUAGUCCACCCAAUGUUUCCACUUCUUCAGUAAUUAAUCUUUUGAACCGACAACAGGUCAGCAAAUCUAACAGCAGCAGCUCCAUGACCAUGAGAAAUGACUCACAGGCUUACACCGAGCUGUCUCUUGCACAUCCAGCUAGUGCCAUGGAGCAGGAGAUCAGGCGAAGAAAGUCAGCUGGUGGAGCUGAACAACCAUUGCAUACCCAGUUCAAUCACUUAAAUCAUGGGGUUUCGGAACUUGAUGUAUCUGCUGGUGUUAGGGCAAUAAAAGGGAUUCCACUAUAUCAAAACCGUUCAUUAAUCCCAGUCGCACCAUUACAAAAUCUUUCAAGUGAGAAGGAUCCAAAGAUGUGCUUCUACCAAAUACCUUAUCCUUCUUCUUCUCCAUCUCUCUCUGUCUCGCCUUACUUUGGAGCAGGAUUAGAUCCCAUCUCCAUCUUAUGCUCAGCCUCAGGGCCUAAUCGAUCUUCGCCAGUUGCUUGUCGGUCACUGGCAACAACAACAACAACUAGAUUUAAUGGGAUUUCCAUGGAUGCUUUAAAAUCCCACCAAUUGCACCAGCACCCCCAGCAUAACCACUACGGAGUUGGAUCUUCUGAUGCUUCUCAUGGACUGAUUAGAUCAAGAUUUUUGGCUAAGCUUCCUUCUAAAAGAAGUAUGAGAGCACCGAGGAUGAGAUGGACUAGCACACUUCAUGCUAGAUUUGUUCACGCUGUUGAGCUACUUGGUGGUCAUGAAAGAGCUACUCCCAAGUCAGUUCUUGAGUUGAUGGAUGUCAAAGAUCUCACAUUAGCACAUGUGAAAAGCCAUUUACAGAUGUAUCGGACUGUUAAGACAACUGACAAGCAUGCAGCCUCUUCAGGUCAAUCAGAUGGGUCAGGAGAAGAAGAUAUAUCGACUGUUGGCAGUGUCAACCCUGGCCUGCCGGAAUUGACAGAUCAAAUAAGAACAGCUGAUAUCUCAUUUCCACAAGAAUCGUGUCACACUCCUACUCGUUGGAGUAAUUCUUCAAGAGAAGCAUGGCCGCAAGUUAACUCGUAUGAUACAGAUGGGCUCACACCACCACAAUCCUUCCGAUCCAGAAAAACUGAGGAAUAUUGUGAUACAAGUCCAUCGUUGAAUUGCAAAAACCCAAACUUGGACUUCACUUUAGGCAGACCAGACUGGAUGGGAGACAACACAAAUAAUUAAUUUACUAUCAUACAUUUGAUAUAGUGUGCUUGGCUGGUUCUUUCCUUGUAUUCAUAAAUGGACAUUCAUACAUGAAACACAUGUGUAACAUUUUAAAUAUUAGAUACUUUUUUUUUUUUUGAGAGAUUGUUUUUAGUGGCUAAAGUUGGUCAAAUUUCAUUAAUAUUGUUUUGGGUAAAUCAU